UCAACUUCCCCCAGCUGAUGGGCGUCGCCUGCGCAGCUCCUCUGAAAGGUGUGGCGACUUCUCUAAACUAUCCUACCGACGCUCCCACACUGCCAGCAGGCCUUUUUCUCUCUUAGUUUGGAACUGUCCUCCACAGACAUGUCUGUUUGGGAUGACUUGGACCUGCUGUUAGACUCCCCCUCCUCACUGACUGUGACAUCCAAUGCAAGAGGAACUGUGAAGGACAAGCUAGAUUUCAAAGUGGUUGAGGAUGUGGCUGCACUGAGGAAGGCCGUAGAGGGCAUAGGUACCACAGAAAAGACACUGAUUGAGGUGCUGGCCCAAAGAAGUAAUGCUCAGCGUCAGAUUAUUGCCAGUGCUUAUCAGAAGGCCACAGGAAGGACGUUACAGGCUGACCUGGAGGGCGACACCCAUGGAGACUUUGAGGACUUGCUAGUGGCCCUGCUAGCGCCCCCUGCUGUCUACGACUGCAAAGAAGUAAUCAAAGCCAUCAAGGGUGCGGGGACCACAGAGAGCACGCUGACUGAAAUCUUCGCCUCCAGGUCCAACAAACAAAUCCAAGCCCUGUCUGAAGCUUACCUGGCAGAAACGGGGAGAUCACUGACACAUGACCUGAAGUCUGAGGUGUCUAAUGACUAUGGCAAAGCACUGCUCCUCUUGGCUGAGGGGAAGAGAGAUGAGAGCACUCAUGUGGAUAACACCAAAGCAAAGGCAGAUGCUCAGGCCCUGUACGAAGCAGGGGAGAAGAAGUGGGGGACUGACGAGAGCAAGUUUAUCGACAUCCUGUGCCACAGGAGUGUUCCCCAGCUUCGACAGACUCUGGUGGAGUACAAGAACUUGAGCAAAAAGACUCUGCAGGAGAGCAUUGAGAGUGAGAUGUCUGGCAACCUGGAGAAGAUACUAGUGGCUAUUGUCAAGUGUGUAAAGAGUGUUCCUGCAUACCUUGCAGAGAGGCUUUACAAGAGCAUGAAGGGUUUGGGUACCACAGAGUCCACUCUGACCAGGAUAUUAGUCAGCCGCUCAGAGGUUGAUUUGCAGGACAUCAAAGCAGAGUACAAAAAGCUGUUUGGAUCUUCUCUCCUCUCCCAGUUGGAGUCUGAAGUGUCAGGUAGCUACGGCAAUGCCCUGAAGCUUCUCUGUGGCCCAGACGAGUAACUCCUCCCACUGCGUGAUGAGGAGCAUGUGGCGUGCAAGUGCAGCUUAACCCCAAAGCAGAUGAGAUCCAUGUGGGAGAAGCACCUCUGCUAGUGAUGACCAGUAGUUCAUGCAGUCGGUAUUUUCGUACUGAUGUGAUUGCUUGAAUUUGGAUCUAACAUUAGCUGGAACUAUCUGUCUACAGCAACUUUUAAUGUGAAAUUACAGGAAUAUAAACCAAACAUUUCAAAGAUUUUCAAGUCCAGUCCCCUGUAGACAAGACUGAAGGAGUCUGAUAUGUGCUGUGUGCUCUCUCACUGAAACGCCUUGUGUUGCAGGGGAAAAAAAAAAAAAUCAAUACUACCUUUUAUGGAUAUGAAGAGGCUGGUGAAUGUUUUGAUCAAUAUGACUAUAUUGU
Molecule: messenger RNA, 1552 nt
Organism: Myripristis murdjan (pinecone soldierfish)
Lineage: Eukaryota; Metazoa; Chordata; Actinopteri; Holocentriformes; Holocentridae
Gene: anxa3b
Product: annexin A3b
Exons: 15
Coding region: 139-1155 (338 amino acids)
Cellular component (GO): plasma membrane; vesicle membrane; cytoplasm
Molecular function (GO): phosphatidylserine binding; phospholipase inhibitor activity; calcium-dependent phospholipid binding
Source: RefSeq, a predicted model, not a curated record